AUGGCACCCUCUCGAGUUGAAGCUGUCGUUGACUCGUCAACGCCCAUCGCUUUUCCCAAAGAAACGCAGCCUGAUGCCAAAUGGUCUGCUUAUCGCCGUCUUGUCCCGCUGGUGGAUGCAGACGGCUACACUUAUCUCAACGCCUCUUUUUCCCCUCCGUCAAACCUCAUCGUUCACGAUGCCCUCACCCGUUACGCCAACGAUGCUCUCCAUUCUCCAGCUCCCAAGCCAGAAUGGCAGAAGACGGCAAUCGAUACGCGACAGUUGAUUGCAACGUACAUCAACGCCCCCUCUCCCGAGUCUGUGGCAUUGACUCGUGAUACAACCGAGGGUCUCAACUGUUUCAUUCGGGGCAUGAAGUUUGCCCCGGGCGACAAUGUCGUCAUCCUUGAUUCGGAACAUCCAAACCAUGCCUAUGGCUGGAUGGCCAUGAGAGCUUCUGGCCUGGAGGUCCGCCAAGUUCCCACGAUUCCCAUUGCUGAAAAGACAGGCAUCGUCUCUGCUGCAAACGCAGACACGUUUGCCCCUUACGUCGACGACCGCACUCGUGCCAUUGGUAUCAGCUCGAUCAUGUUUCAUAGCGGCCAACGAAACGACAUCGCUGGCAUCUGUUCUAGGUACCGACCUAAAGGUAUCCACGUGCUUGUGGAUAUGACCCAGCAAGUCGGCUUCGCGGCUGUUGAUGUCCAGGCCUUGGGUCUAUCCGCUGCUGCUUUUGGUCUUCACAAGGGCUUGAACUGCCCGACUGGCCUUGCAGCAUUGUACGUCGACCCAAAGGUCAUUGCAGAGACCGAUCCCCAUCCUCCAAUUGUCGGCUACGGCGCUGUCCUCAACACGCAGGCAGAUCUCCUUGUGCCAUCGGAUGAUAUCAUCUACCAUCCCAACGCUCGUCGCUAUGAACAUCUCAAUGUCAGUCUUGUUGCCACCACAGCUGCCAACGCGUUCCUCAAGUUCUAUCUCAAUGAGAUGGGCCCAGGAAAUGUUGAAGAACACCUAUUCAGCCUCGGAGACGCCCUGAGAAGGGAAUGCCGAGACCUAGGCAUUAGCAUUGUUGGACCAACUUCACGAAAGGAACAUGCUCCCCAUCUAUAUAUCCUAGAUGUGCAUGACCCUCGUUGGGCAGAGCACCUUCGCGCGAACCAAAUUCUCGUCACGCCUUACAGGCUAGGCAUAAGAGUAUCCUUUGGCUUCUAUAACAAUGUCGAAGACGUUAAAAAGCUUGCUGUCGCGCUCAAAUCAGGUUUGGAGUCGGGGCUUCCCGUUGGAAAAGUGUAG
Fusarium keratoplasticum is the source of this 1275-nucleotide messenger RNA. Its product is annotated as Aminotran-5 domain-containing protein. The transcript has a single exon. Lineage: Eukaryota; Fungi; Ascomycota; Sordariomycetes; Hypocreales; Nectriaceae. Bases 1 to 1275 code for a protein of 424 amino acids. The record is from RefSeq and is a predicted model, not a curated record.